AUGCGUUUUCUAGUCCUUCUUGCUGGAGCACUUGUUCUCUUGACCCUAUCGGCCGAAAGGGGCGAUGCCUUUGUGAAGUUUCCCCUGACGAAUACGAAGGAUAUUAAAGGACCGAGGGAUUUUACGAAAGAUAUACGAAGAGAAGAAUCUGGGGUGCCCCCGAACGUAGAAGAUAACGACGGCAACGCAGACCAGGAAGAUGAAGGUGCCAGUAAUGAAGAAGAGCCUCUGGAAGAAGAGCAUGAGGAAGGAGAAGGCGAGGAGGCUCAAGAGGAAGAAACUGAAGAGGAUGAAGACGAAGAGGAAAGUAAAGCAAAAAGCGAAGAGCGGGAGGAAGAUGAGAAACCAAAAGUAGAAGAACAGGAAGAAGGAGAAGAAGAGGAGGACGAGCAAGAAGAAGGAGAGUCCGAGGGGGAAGACGGUGAAGCAUCUGGAGACGAGGGAGAAGGUAAAGAAAGUCCGGUGUCCAAUGAAGAGGAAAAAGAUAAGGAGUCUGAUGAAGAUGAGGAAGGUCAGAAGCCUGAAGAAGUGAAAGCAGAGAAUGAGGUGGAGAAAGGUGGGGAGAAGGAGGAAGAAGGGUCUGGAGAGGCAGAAGAGGAGAGGGGUGACGAGGAAGAAGGACAUGAAGAAGAGGGAAAAGCUGAAGAGUCUGAGGGAGAAGCAGAAGAAGAAGGGGAAGAGAAGGAGGAAGGAGAGGAGGAGGAGAAAGAGCAGGAAGAGCAUGAGGGAAAGCCCGAGGAGGAGGGGGAAGUGCAUGAAGAAGAGAAUGAGGGCGAAGGACAUGAAGAAGAGGAAGAGAAGCCUGAAGACAAGGAAGAAGUAGAGGAGGAAAAUAAAGAAGGGGAGGAGGAGCAUGAGAAUGAGCCUGAGGAAGAAGGACAUGAAGAAGAGGGAAAAGCUGAAGAGUCUGAGGGAGAAGCAGAAGAAGAAGGGGAAGAGAAGGAGGAAGGAGAGGAGGAGGAGGAAGAGCAGGAAGAGGAAGAGAAUCCUGAAGACAAGGAUGUAGAAGAGGAGGAAAAUUUUGAAGGUGAUGAGAAGCAUGAGAUUAAACCUGAGGAAGAUGAUCAUGAAGAAGUGGAAGAUUACGACUGGUCUGAUGGAGAAGAAGAAGAUUGGGAAGAGAAUGAGGAAGGAAAGUGGUGGGCGGAAGAGGAGGUUGAGGAUGAGGGAAAUCACGAUGAUGAUUGGGAGCAUGAAUAUGAUAGCGAGGGCGAAUGGCCGGAAAAUGAGGAUGAGGAAAAUAAGUCUGAAUACGAGGAUCAAGAAGGAGAGGAAUAUAAACAAUGGGAGUUCAAGCAUAAGAUUGAGCCUGAGGAAGAAGGACACGAACAAGCGGAACAAUACGAGGAGCCUGAUGGAGAAGAAGAAGACUGGGAUGAAAAGGAGGAAGGAGAGUGGUGGUAG
Spirometra erinaceieuropaei is the source of this 1404-nucleotide messenger RNA. NCBI's taxonomy places the organism in Eukaryota, Metazoa, Platyhelminthes, Cestoda, Diphyllobothriidea, Diphyllobothriidae. The record is from the annotation of a GenBank genome assembly.